GCUGGCAAGUGUAACAAGUAGGAUGGCUGAGAGCAAGGUAACUGUGUCGAUUCUACCCGGCAACAUCGUCGGCCUCAAGAGCGCUCUACCGAACGGGACGGAUUGGUACGUGUUCAAAGGUAUCCCGUACGCCGAACCACCAGUGGGACAGCUUCGCUUUAAACCACCGGUGCCGCUUACAACACUCCCGGCUGAUCCGCUCGAAUGUUUCACCGACGGACCCAGUUGCUAUUCGGAAGAUGUGCGCAUCAAGCGUAUGUCCGAAGAUUGCCUCUAUUUAAACGUGUACAGCCCUCAGCUACAGCCAAAAACGCCACUCCCGGUCAUGGUGUGGAUACACGGUGGUGGCUUCUAUACCGGAACCGGUGAUUCCUCGUUCUAUGAACCGCCGUACCUGGUACAGCAGGGUGCCGUCGUUGUGUGCAUCAACUAUCGCCUUGGACCGCUCGGGUUUCUUUCGCUCCCAUCGGGCGGCAUCGAAGGAAACAUGGGCCUGAAAGAUCAACGGAUGAGUCUUCGGUGGGUGCAGGAAAACAUUGCACGCUUCGGUGGCGAUCCGAACAAUGUGACGAUAUUCGGCGAGAGUGCCGGUGGCGCUUCGGUACAUCUGCACUAUCUAAGCGAAGCAUCGAGACAAUAUUUCCACAAAGCAAUCGCCCAGAGUGGUACGGCGUUUAAUGAGUGGGUAUGGCAGCGUGAUUCUGACGAGCGGGCGCGGAAACUUGCCCGUCUGCUCGGUGCGCGGGAUGAUACGGAUGAAGCAGUAUUGGAUACGCUUAUGAGCGCAUCCGCGGAAACGAUGACGGCAAUACAAAACCAAAGUAUGAACGAUCGGGACCAGACCAUGCUGAUACGGUUUCCGUUUACGCCCGUCAUCGAACGGGUGGAGAGUGUGGAUGCUAUUAUUACGGAACAUCCGUCGCGGGCUAUCGAAAAACGGUUUCGCAAAGAUAUUCCUCUCAUGUUGGGAGGUACCAACGAUGAAGGUUUGGUACUGUGGACAAUGCUUACCGAAAGGCUGCCCCUGUUGGCAAGCGAUCCAACCAGAUUGAUACCAGCCACGCUGGAUGUACGCAGCGAGGAAGAUACCCGAUCUGCCAGUGAGGCAAUUGAGAAGUUUUUCUUUGGUGAUCACCCGAUUUCGGUGGAAACGAUGCGAAAAAUUACUACGGUGUUGGGUGAUAAUUUUAAUACCUUCGCAGGAUAUGUCGCAACGGAGCUGCACGCUCGCUUCCAGCGUGCUCCUCUGUAUAUGUACAUCUUUUCACAUAUGGGAGAUCUUAACAAAUUCCGUGAAGAAAUGAAAGUCCCAUCCGAUCAGAUCGGAGCCUGCCAUGCUGACGACUUAUACUAUCUGUUCAGCUCUUCCCUGUACAACACGGAUGCGGUACAAGAUCAUACCGAGACGGGACGAUUCCGGGAGAAUUUCUGCAACUUAUGGGUAAACUUUGCAAGGUUCGGAAAUCCGCAUGCAACGAUCGUCAACUGGCCACCGGUAGAACGUGUGGUGGAUGAAUCGGUUAGCUUUUAUCCUUCGGCAAUGAACCUGACCGACAUUGGCGACUGUAAAAUGACGAAUGAUUUUUUCAGCGAACGUUUCCAAUUUUGGAAGGAUCUUUAUCACAAAUUUAAUGGAUCACAUCUGUUGCCGAAAGUAGAACAGAUAUCCUUCGUAGUAAUAUCAGCAGUGUUCAUCUUAAACUCACAGAUCAGUAACAUAAACCGUAAGAGUGUAAACCUCAAGUGUGGUACCGUGUGUGGUGUUGUGGAAAAGCUUGCAGAUGGAAACGAUUUUUAUGCGUUUCGUGGCAUACCGUACGCUACGGCACCGAAUAAUGAAAAUCGAUUUCAACCUCCACAACCGUUAACAAAGUUUUCAUCUCCCGUGCUGGACUGCAGCGUGGAAAGAGAUACUUGUGUAGCGAAAAAUCCCUUCAAUCAGCGCUGGCAAGGUUCGGAAAACUGUUUGCACCUGAACGUGUACACACCACAAAUACACCGGCCCGAUGCCCCCUUACCGGUCAUGGUGUUUAUACACGGUGGUGCAUUUAAGUAUGGCAGCGGAAAUAGCGAUUGCUACUCACCGGAGGAUCUGCUGGAACAGAAUGUUGUCGUCGUAACGUUCAACUAUCGAUUGGGUCCGCUCGGAUUUCUUCAUCUCCCAUCGCAGGGUAUCGAGGGCAAUAUGGCACAGAAGGAUCAGCUGCUGGUACUACGCUGGGUAGCGGAAAAUAUCGCUCACUUCAACGGCGAUCCUAACAAUGUGACACUGUUCGGUGAGAGUGCCGGAGCAAUAUCUGUCCAUCUUCAUCUGCUAUCGCCACUGUCUACACAAUUCUUCCAUAAAGCGAUUUGUCAAAGCAGCGUAUCAAUAGCGGAUUAUGCUGUACCGAACGAUACUCUCGGUAACACGCGACGUCUUGCCAAGCUGAUCGAUCCAUCCGCCACCACAGAUCCAGAGAUUCUCGAAACGUUACGUACAGCACCAGCAAAACAGCUGGCCGAGCUGUGUGACCGUACGACGACGGAAGAGGAAAAGCGUGGCACUGUCUUGAUGCCCUUCCGACCAGUAGUGGAUGGAGCUGGGAAAGAUCCAAUGAUGCCGCUACAUCCCAUCACAGCGAUGCGUACACCUGGUCUUAUUCCAUCAAUACCGCUACUGCUCGGAUAUAACAAUCGAGAGGGCGGCAGCUUUCUGACACACAUCACGAAAUAUCCCGAACGUUACCGGAACGAUAUGGAACGGUUUAUACCGCGUACCGUCAAUGUUAGCCAUGGUUCGCCGGAAGCGAAGGCACUUGCACGCAAGAUUGAAACAUUUUACUACGGCCCGGAAGGCUACAGUCCAAGAAAAAUCGACGAAUCGGCGAAUCUACUGUCUGAUGGUAGUUUCGCGAUCGUUAUGAGAAUUACGGCAGAAAUGCACGCUCGUUAUCAGCACCGAUCGCCACUAUACUUCUAUCGGUUUGAGUAUGAAGGCGAGCUGAACCUUUACAAGAAGUUGCUCCCUUUCCCAAUUGCCGGUGCAUAUCACGCCGACGAGCUGGGUUAUCUGUUUCGUAUGCGUAUGUUCCCAAAGGAGGUACUUCCGCAAUCGAUCGAAGCACGUGUCCGACGAUACAUGUGUCGCCUAUGGACCAACUUCGCUCGGUACGGCAAUCCGACACCAUCGCAUGAUGAAUCGCUUCCCUUUCGCUGGGCACCUGUGCCACCGGUGAUGGAAACGGAUCCUAAUGCUCCUUUCCAUCUGCCUUACUUACGCAUCAACUCCCAACCGCAGAUGGCGAUCGAUCCGGACAGGGAAAGGAUAGCGUUUUGGCAAAGCAUCUACGACGAGCAUAAUGGGGGUUUCCGGAAUCCUACAUUUAUACGUUAGAAAUUUACAUCUCACACGUUGCUCUUAUGCUCUAAUCGAUUCGUCCACCCAAAAACCCGCUUAUCAGCAAUUUGUCACCACUUUCGCUUCGAAAUCAAUUAACUACUCAAAAACAAAUUUGGGUAUGUCAAACAAACGCAAAUCGACCGUCACGGUUCCAUCUCCUAUCGCUGCUGACCGCACUCAUCGACCGAACACACUUCGGUUCGCGGUCAACUGGGACAUUCUGACGCUUAUCAGUACGAGCCCUCUACACUAACCGUUGGCCUAUAUUUGUGCGGAGUGCAAAAGUAAACGCAAAUACACAAACACACAAUUGA
Anopheles funestus (African malaria mosquito) is the source of this 3696-nucleotide messenger RNA. RefSeq lists its product as uncharacterized. The coding region runs from base 23 to 3376 and encodes 1117 amino acids. The transcript has 6 exons. The record is from RefSeq and is a predicted model, not a curated record. Lineage: Eukaryota; Metazoa; Arthropoda; Insecta; Diptera; Culicidae.